GUGCAGGACUUGCUUUUACAACUCGAUGACCUUCCUUGCAUUCAGGAACACAAAGAACAGAUGCAUUUGGGCAACUCAAAUUUCUCCCUCAUCUCCCACACACGGCAUGAAAAGAAUGGCGAAGUUCUGAAAAAAGGUGUAGUCGAAGCUCAGAAUCACCACGAACCUGGUUCGUAUACGACCCCAACCGACACAAAGUGUCACGAUGGGCUGCCUACAACUGGCUCGCCUCACGAUGAAGAUACCACUCAGCCAAGGGAAGACCCGGAUCCAAUUUCUAGCCCUUGGAUCCAUGUGAAUUACGCACACAAGUUGGGAGAUUGGCCUUACAAUUGUAUCUAUCACUAG
Molecule: messenger RNA, 348 nt
Organism: Protopolystoma xenopodis
Lineage: Eukaryota; Metazoa; Platyhelminthes; Monogenea; Polystomatidea; Polystomatidae
Source: the annotation of a GenBank genome assembly